UCUCGUUUCUAUCUAUUUAAACCUUGUUCUCCAUCCUCAGCAACCCCACCAUGCUUACAAAUAAGUUGUGCUUCACCAUGGACUACAUGUACUACUGCCUUGCUUUCUUCCUCUCCAGCUUUCUUCUAUUCAAACUUGUAUUCCAACGUAACCCCAACUUACCACCAAGUCCUUUCGGUUUUCCGAUCAUAGGCCAUCUCCACCUUGUCUCGAAGCCACCAAUGCAUAAAGUGCUAGCAAUUCUUUCAAAUAAAUGCGGUCCAAUUUUUUCUCUCAAAUUAGGCAGCAGGAACAUUGUUGCUGUUUGUUCUUUAUCAGCUGCUGAAGAAUGUUUCAUCAAGAAUGAUAUAGUUUUUGCCAACAGGCCUCAGAGCAUAUUUGUCCAUUAUUGGAGCUACAACUACGCUGCCUUUUUAUUUGCUCCGUAUGGCCAUCUCUGGCGGACCCUGAGGCGUUUCUCGGUCACUGAACUGUUUUCUCGAAGCUGCCUCGAUAGGUCUACUGCCAUUACUGAAGAAGUCCGCACCCUUCUCCGCCAGAUUCUUUCCAAAGUCUCUGAUGAUGGAGCCAAGAAGGUGGACUUGAACUAUUUAUUCACAAUCACCUCUCUCAAUGUAAUAAUGAAGAUGAAUGCUGGAAAGAAGUGGGUGGAAGAGGAGAAGGCUGCCUGUAUCGAGUCAGGAAAGCAGUGUAUUGAGGAUGUCCAAAAGAUAUUCCCUUCAAAUAAAGGGACCAGCGCGUUGGAUUUUUUUCCAUUUUUGAAAUGGAUUGGCUACAAGGGGGAGGAGGAGAGUGUGAUAAAGGUGUAUAAAGAGAGGGAUGAAUUCUUGCAGGGCUUGAUAGAAGAGGUGAAACGAAAGGAAACAAGUUCAGAUACAAGUAAUCCUGCUGAAGGAGUGAAGCAUCAGACAAUUGUGAUUGGAAGUCUAUUGGCCCUCCAAAAAUCAGACCCUGAACUGUAUACGGAUGAGGUUGUCAAGGGUACCAUGGCGACACUCUAUUUGGCAGGAGUAGAUACAGUAGAUUUCACUACGGAAUGGGCAAUGACAUUACUGCUGAACCAUCCAGAGAGAUUAGAGAGGGUGAAAGCAGAGAUUGACAGGGAAGUCGGACAUGAGCGCUUGGUACAAGAGUCUGAUCUUCCCAAGCGAAGAUAUGUCCGUUGUGUCGUUAAUGAGACCCUUCGUUUGUAUCCUCCAGCCCCACUUUUGCUGCCUCACGCACCAUCUGAAGACUGCAUCAUUGGUGGAUACAAGAUACCACGAGGCACGAUUGUGAUGGUGAAUGCAUGGGCCAUACAUAGGGAUCCCAAGUUGUGGGAUAGAAUUCACAACUACCAGAUUCCCAAGUCGAAGACUGGAGGUUGUCUCAAGAGCAAUGCUAGGAAGAACAUGAGUGCACGUGAGAAUGCAUUGAAUGCGAAAGGGUGA
This is a messenger RNA of Populus euphratica (Euphrates poplar), 1430 nucleotides long. RefSeq names its product cytochrome P450 81D11-like. Bases 51 to 1430 code for a protein of 459 amino acids. The record is from RefSeq and is a predicted model, not a curated record. The transcript is spliced from 4 exons. Gene Ontology annotation, molecular function: oxidoreductase activity, acting on paired donors, with incorporation or reduction of molecular oxygen; heme binding; monooxygenase activity. NCBI's taxonomy places the organism in Eukaryota, Viridiplantae, Streptophyta, Magnoliopsida, Malpighiales, Salicaceae.